This is a messenger RNA of Eublepharis macularius, 2951 nucleotides long. It is a transcript of the gene DTX3, whose product is annotated as deltex E3 ubiquitin ligase 3. The record is from RefSeq and is a predicted model, not a curated record. NCBI's taxonomy places the organism in Eukaryota, Metazoa, Chordata, Lepidosauria, Squamata, Eublepharidae. The transcript is spliced from 5 exons. Gene Ontology annotation, biological process: Notch signaling pathway; protein ubiquitination. Bases 140 to 1183 code for a protein of 347 amino acids.
GCCGCCGUUGCGCGCAGCCGCCGCCGCCGCGCCUGGAUGGAUGGAGCGUUCCCACGAGCCACGGAGGCUCCGCUAUGUUUUUGAUUCGCAGCUCCGCUGAACUCCCACACCCGGCCGCUUCUCGCCUCCAGCCUCUCCCAUGGGCUCGCCAGUAUCGUUUGUUUUAUCCAGGAUGGCCGCUUGUGGAGGCACCACCAAAAACCGGCUCACGGUAAACAAACACGUCUGGGACUUCCUGACCAAGGAAAGCUCUGCCAAACUGGUCAAGCUGAAGGAAGAGAACAAGGUCAGCAUCUUGAUCGAUGGCGAGACUUCGGAGAUCUACGUCCUGCAGAUCACGAUGCCUGCCCACGGGCCCAGCAACGGCCUCUAUCUGGCCCGCAAGGCUCUUAAGGCCCUGCUCAAGGAAACUGAGAAAGAGCUCAAGAAGGCCCAGCGCCAAAGCGAGCUGAUGGGCUGCAUGGCCUUGAUGGAGAAGAACCGGGAGCACGGGACAGUAGAGUUGCACCGCCGAGGGGCUGCCUUGAUAUCUAGAGGGCAGCAGACCUCCGGGCCAAGAGUGGUCAGUGGCGGCAGCGGAGGGGUCGCUAGCUGCUCACGGGGAGGGGAGGAGGAGCAGGACAGCCAGUGCCCCAUCUGUUUGGGGGAGAUCCAGAACAUUAAGACGCUGGAGAAGUGCAAGCACUCCUUCUGCGAGGACUGCAUCACUCGAGCGCUGCAAGUCAAGAAAGCCUGCCCAAUGUGCGGACGCUUCUAUGGGCAACUGGUGGGCAACCAGCCUGAGAAUGGGCGCAUGCUGGUCUCCAAGGACUCAAGUCUCCUGCUCCCUGGUUAUGAGAAAUACGGCACCAUCAUCAUCCAGUAUGUCUUCCCACCAGGGAUACAAGGAGUGGAGCACCCCAAUCCCGGAGUACGCUACCCUGGCACCACCCGCGUCGCUUACCUGCCCGACUGCCCCGAAGGCAACAAGGUGCUGGCGUUGUUCCGCAAGGCCUUUGACCAACGUCUCACCUUCACCAUCGGCACCUCCAUGACCACCGGCCGCGCCAACGUCAUCACCUGGAAUGAUAUCCACCACAAAACCAACUGCAGUGGCGGGCCCCAGCUAUUUGGCUAUCCGGAUCCUACGUAUCUUGCUCGGGUGCAAGAAGAGCUGCGGGCCAAGGGCAUCACCAAUGACUGAUCUUGUUCCUUGCUGCCCUGUGUCCGACAAUGACACCUUCAUUUCUGCCGGGUCCAGCCGUUCAUGGUGGGAGCUGCGGCCAUCCAUUGAAGCCACGUGUCUCGUGGUUUGUUCUUGAUCCUAGGGUGGGGUGGGUGAGUGGGCAGAGCCUGGGCACCCUGGCUGAGAACACAUUUUGAUUGCAACGGGUUGCUUGAGAUAGGGGGCAUGGAGGCAGAUGGCGGAGGGGCACGUGCGCUUGGAAAGUUGUAUGAUUGACUGAAACCGGAGCCUUUUAGCAGAAGGCAGUGCUGGUAUUCUGGACUGUACCACUUCAGCCAGUUUGCUUGGGGGAGUCCUCAGAUUUGAAAUUUUGAAUUCUACCUUUAAAAAACAACAGGCCUCCCUAGGUGCAAGGACUUAGCAUAUCAGGCACAGAGGGCUUUUUGUGCUGUACUUGGUAGCUGGCGGGGAGGGGGGCAUUAAAAAAGGUAUCUUCCCCCACCUGCAGUCUGAAGUCAUAUAGUCCAAUUUGCAUGACUAGAGAGGCUCGUGGUCAGCUGGGAAGAGGUCAGGCUUUUUUAAAAAAACUGCACAUAGAAAUGUCUGGUUGUGGCUUUGUCAGAGGAACUGAUGUGUGUGUGUGUGUGUGUGUGUGAAAGAGAAAGAACAGAUUAAGGAAGUAGCAUUUCUGUGUGUCUUUUUAAUCUCUCAUUCUCGUGGCAGUCCUUGGUGGAGAGGGCGGGUGGUAGAUCAGCAAUAUUCCUGUUCUGCAGAUGAGGGUGAAACUGUGGCUCACACCCAGGGCCAGUCCCUCCUGGCCUAACCCACCUUUCAGGGUUGUUGUGUAUGCUGCCCUGAGAUCUUUGGUGGAGCUUCUCCAUUCUUACUGGCCCUGAAAACCCAGUCCUUUUCUUCCUGCUCAUUCUCCCAUUCCCUUAUUCCAAACACCUUGGAAACUAGAAUCGGAAUAAAAUUAAGCCAGCUGUAUUUACAAAAUUUCUUCAGUCUCUCACAGCUGUACAAAAUAGGCUUCCCGUGAUGAAAGACUUGUACUGCAGAAGGAUUUGGUGUAAAGUUGGUGGGAGACGGGAAGUGGGAUGGUAGAGUGGCUUUGAGCUGGCCGUAUAGGGAGAAGUAGGAGAGUGCGUGUGUGUGUGUGAGAGAGAGUUGCAUAUAAUUGUUUUUAAACCAGUGUAGCUAGCCUCUUAGCUCACUGCCCUCCCUGCCCCCUUGCUGCUCACUGGAAUUGGCCAGGCAUCUGGCGUCUUGCUCUCCACCCAGUGCUGUUCAUCUAUAGGAUCAGCAUCAAGCCUGACUUUGAACUUUCCAAGGACAUUUGAUGAUACCCUUCGUGUCAGAUAGGAGGACAGCGGCUUCUCAGCUCUGGGCACAGACGACAUACCCGGCCAUCUCUGGCAAGAGCGAUUAACCACCUCGCCCCAUGGACCAUGCCUUGUGUACAUAUCUUCUGCUCUGGCAUCUUGGCUCUCCUGUAAUUAUUCCAGCCAAGUCCUGUUUGGAUAAAACCUGGAACUUAACCAGGCCUGCCUGAACUCUAUGGCUGGUCUGGUCUGUAUACUCUUGGACUCUGGCUGGUCUGUAUACUCUUGGACUCUGGCACAUACCUGUUGUUGAGUGUUUGGGGGGAGGGAAGGGUGGGGGGGGGUCUCUUGGCUAACUGUGAGCUAUUGCCUCUGGCAGGGAUGGAUUAUGACGUUCUGUCUAUCUCGCAGUGGUGGGAGCUCCCCUUGGAUGCACAGAACAGAUAAUGGGGCUUUGCUGUUUU